Messenger RNA from Solea senegalensis (Senegalese sole), 889 nucleotides. RefSeq lists its product as uncharacterized. The coding region runs from base 19 to 681 and encodes 220 amino acids. The transcript has 6 exons. NCBI's taxonomy places the organism in Eukaryota, Metazoa, Chordata, Actinopteri, Pleuronectiformes, Soleidae. The record is from RefSeq and is a predicted model, not a curated record.
GCGGUGACUCAGAGCAACAUGCUGCUGGGCUUUUUGCUGCUGUCCUUUGUCUCUGAGAGCACAGUUAAAUCCUCCACGACAACAGGAUAUAUUUUGGCUACUACUACUACAACUACAACUACAAUGACAGAUAAACCUCAUCUUCCUCUGCAGGCAAUGGCCAUACCAGACUACCCAGUUGCAGCAGGUCAACCAGUGACGCUGUUCUGCAGUGAUUUCUCCGCUGUUAUUUGGCAACACCUAGAACAUGCGACCUGGCAGGAUGUGAGCCACAGAGGGAACCUGACACUCACUCAACCAGAGCAAAGUGGCUUGUACCGCUGCAGAGCUGAGGCUCCAUCACGGCCCGUGAGCCGGAAUUUCACAGUCUACAUCGUGGACGUGCAGCCAACAUCGAGUGACAUUUUAGGAAUAGCUGCGUUCGUCCUCUCUCUCCUGGCUUUGAUCAUCAUCCUCACUCUCUUGAGUUGGCUUGGCUGGCAAAGAUUUGGUGGUGGAACGCUGAGCACACCUGCCACUGAAGUUAAAGGGUUUCCUGGACCUGCAAAGGCAUCGAAGGCAUGUUCACCAGAGAGCGCUGGAGAUGUGUACAUGAAUUGCACAAGCAUGAACCAAGCCUACACUAAUCUGGACCCCACCAAUAUGACUGCGGAUAAUGUGUACUCGAGUCUGGGAAAGUGAGAAGACGGAGAAUGGAGGGGCGAAAAAAAGGAUUUUCAGCUGCAGAUUAAAAGUUAAAGUUAGUUCAGGACCUUCAUAUAAAGCUCAUCAUUAUGCUAAGGUUUAAGAUUGGAUGUGGUCGUGUGUACUUUGUUUGAUAAUGAUGAUUAUAUUGCAAAACGGUAAGAAACCAUCAUUUUACGACACACUAAUAAAACCUGUUAUUUGA